Molecule: messenger RNA, 1104 nt
Organism: Tauraco erythrolophus (red-crested turaco)
Lineage: Eukaryota; Metazoa; Chordata; Aves; Musophagiformes; Musophagidae
Source: RefSeq, a predicted model, not a curated record
AUGGGGCUGGCGGGGGGGUCCCUGGUUGACGCGCCCCGUGGCAUCUCUCCGCAGAACGGCGCCGUGCCCGGGGAGCGGGGCAAGCAGGACAAGAGCGUCAAGCGUGGCAACUGGGGCAACCAGAUCGAGUUCGUGCUGACCAGCGUGGGCUACGCCGUGGGGCUGGGCAACGUCUGGCGCCUCCCGUACCUCUGCUACCGUAGCUGCAGCCCUAAAGUCACCAUGGCCGUGCACGGAGAGCACCCCACUCAGAGGUUCUCCAGGGCUGCAGACCCCAAGGGUUUGCCUGCAGACUUGCAGGCCGUGCACCCCCUGUGCAUUGCCAUGGGGCGGCUGCCCCUCCGGGGCUGCCUCAGCGUCUCCUGGGUCGUCGUCUUCCUCUGCCUCAUCAAGGGCGUCAAGUCCUCGGGGAAGGUGUGGGGUGACGCGGCCUCGCAGAUCUUCUACUCGCUGGGCUGUGCCUGGGGUGGGCUCAUCACCAUGGCCUCCUACAACAAGUUCCACAACAACUGCUACCGGGACAGCAUCAUCAUCAGCAUCAGUGUCUACGCCGGCUUCGUCAUCUUCUCCAUCCUGGGCUUCAUGGCCAACCACUUAGGUGUGGACGUCUCCAAGGUGGCUGACCAUGGCCCUGGCCUGGCCUUCGUGGCCUACCCUGAGGCCCUCACCCUGCUUCCCAUCUCACCCCUCUGGUCCAUCCUCUUCUUCUUCAUGCUCAUCCUCCUGGGGCUGGGCACACAGUUCUGCCUGCUGGAGACCUUGGUCACAGCCAUUGUGGACGAGGUGGGAAAUGAGUGGAUCAUCCGCCGGAAGACCUUUGUGACACUGGGGGUGGCCAUCGCGGGCUUCCUACUGGGCGUCCCGCUCACCACGCAGGCGGGCAUCUACUGGCUCCUGCUGAUGGACAACUAUGCCGCCAGCUUCUCCCUGGUCGUCAUAUCCUGCAUCAUGUGUGUGGCCAUCAUGUACAUCUACGGACACCGCAACUACUUCAAGGACAUUGAGAUGAUGCUGGGCUUCCCACCCCCACUCUUCUUCCAGAUCUGCUGGCGCUUCAUCUCACCUGCCAUCAUCUUUGUGAGCAUUGCGACCGUGGGGCGCAGG